ACCGGCGAGUCGCUGUCCUUACCUUCAGCAGGAACCCGCGGCUCCGUGUCUGCGCCCGCCGGCCCUCCGCUCCGUCCUGCAGCUACCCACUGCCCUCUCGCCGCCCACCAUGGCCCUGCUGCACUCGGGUCGCGUCCUGUCUGGGGUCGCCUCCGCCUUCCACCCAGGCCUCGCCGCCGUGGCUUCUGCCAGAGCCAGCUCUUGGUGGACCCAUGUAGAGAUGGGGCCCCCAGAUCCCAUCCUGGGAGUCACGGAAGCCUUUAAGAGAGACACCAAUAGCAAAAAGAUGAAUCUGGGAGUUGGUGCUUACCGGGAUGAUAAUGGAAAGCCUUAUGUACUCCCUAGCGUCCGGAAGGCAGAAGCUCAGAUUGCAUCAAAAAAUUUGGACAAAGAGUACCUGCCCAUUGCGGGCCUGGCUGACUUUUGUAAGGCCUCCGCAGAGCUCGCCCUGGGAGAGAACAACGAAGUGUUGAAAAGUGGCCGGUAUGUCACCGUGCAGACCAUUUCUGGAACUGGGGCCUUGAGGAUCGGAGCAAGUUUUCUGCAAAGGUUUUUUAAGUUCAGCCGAGAUGUCUAUCUGCCCAAACCAUCCUGGGGAAAUCACACGCCCAUCUUCAGGGAUGCCGGUAUGCAGCUCCAUGGUUAUCGAUACUAUGAGCCCAAGACCUGCGGCUUUGACUUCACAGGUGCUCUGGAGGACAUUUCAAAAAUGCCACAGCAAAGUGUUCUUCUCUUGCACGCUUGUGCCCACAAUCCCACGGGAGUCGACCCUCGUCCUGAGCAGUGGAAGGAAAUCGCAGCAGUGGUGAAGAAAAACAAUCUCUUUGCUUUCUUUGACAUGGCCUACCAAGGCUUUGCCAGUGGUGAUGGCAACAAGGAUGCUUGGGCUGUGCGCCACUUCAUCGAACAGGGCAUUAAUGUUUGUCUCUGCCAGUCCUAUGCCAAGAACAUGGGCUUAUAUGGUGAACGUGUGGGUGCCUUCACAGUGGUCUGCAAAGAUGCUGAUGAAGCCAAAAGGGUGGAGUCACAGCUGAAGAUCUUGAUCCGCCCCAUGUACUCAAACCCCCCUCUCAAUGGGGCCCGCAUUGCCUCCACCAUCCUGACCAGCCCUGACCUGCGCAAACAGUGGCUGCAAGAAGUGAAAGGUAUGGCUGAUCGCAUCAUUAGCAUGCGGACUCAGCUGGUGUCCAACCUCAAGAAGGAGGGCUCCUCCCACAACUGGCAGCACAUCACUGACCAGAUCGGCAUGUUUUGUUUCACAGGGCUAAAGCCUGAACAGGUGGAGCGGCUGACCAAGGAGUUCUCCAUCUACAUGACGAAGGAUGGCCGCAUCUCUGUGGCAGGGGUCACCUCUGGUAAUGUGGGCUACCUCGCCCAUGCCAUUCACCAGGUCACCAAGUAAUUUCCUGGUUAGAGGGAACAGAGACAACCUUCCUGUCUGAGAUUCACACUGAGAAGGGGGGUGGAUGGCGAUGAGCAGCUCAUUUCCACAAGCAACCACAGUGCUUAACACUCAGCGAUUGAACGUGUUUCUCGGAAAAGAACAUGUAGUGAAUAGGGCAGAGGCCUCUGUGACUGGUUUCUGGAACUUUGUGACUCUAAACCAAACUCCCUCAUCCUUUUAUCUUCAGCUUUUCUGAAAGUUUACAUGUACAAAAAAGUAAUAGCCCCCAAAUGACCCUUUUGAUCAUGCCAUUGCAAUAUUCUCAGAAGCUUUAACUGCAGCACUUCGAGGUGCUGGGGGUUCCUCUGUGGAUCCAUGAGAAAUAGCUCCUGGUAGAGGCUUCGGGAAGAAGACCUAGUUAGACCUGACUAACAAAUCAUGUUUUAUGAAAACCAGUGCGUUGGCCACCACUGCAGCAUGGAAAAAUAAGAGAUGCUGCUUCCCAUCUUACCUAAAUAAAAAUGAAAGAAGGCUCUUCUUUUCAACAUCCAUGGGCAUUUCAGUGUCCCCCUCCUCCCUUGCCACUGCUUCUCUUUCUCUUAGGCACAAAGCUCUGUAAUUAGCCUCGCCUAGAUUUUCACCCUAUUCCACUGCUUGAUUGACCAACAAACCCAUCCUAUAGGGUUUACUUGUUUGAAGAAUGAAGAGCAUAAUUUACUGCUCAUCCCACACCUUUCACCCUUCUCAUCAAAAAAUAGCAACGAGUGGGUAACGGCACUGUAUUUCGGCAUCCUCCUCAGUGACUGUUUAAUGAGCUCAUCGGGCUGUUGCCUCUGCCCAGCCGGACUUCACACCUUGGCUCAGUGCUGUCGCACAUGCACCUGUCCUCACCCUGAGGUGGGCGGCACAGGGGAGGACGGGGAAAGAGGGGACUCCGGCUGUCGUUCUCACCUGUGUGUGCUGCCAGCUGGGCUCAGGCGCCACCCUUUAAAGAUACCCACCACCUGCUCUAAUCAUGUAGACUUCUUGAAGCCUGGUUUCUCUGUUACAAUAAAGUUACUGUAGACCCAGCCACCA
Molecule: messenger RNA, 2461 nt
Organism: Condylura cristata (star-nosed mole)
Lineage: Eukaryota; Metazoa; Chordata; Mammalia; Eulipotyphla; Talpidae
Gene: GOT2
Product: glutamic-oxaloacetic transaminase 2, mitochondrial
Exons: 10
Coding region: 110-1402 (430 amino acids)
Biological process (GO): biosynthetic process; L-aspartate catabolic process
Cellular component (GO): mitochondrion
Molecular function (GO): L-aspartate:2-oxoglutarate transaminase activity; pyridoxal phosphate binding
Source: RefSeq, a predicted model, not a curated record